Miniopterus natalensis is the source of this 1361-nucleotide messenger RNA. It is a transcript of the gene PMVK, whose product is annotated as phosphomevalonate kinase. Gene Ontology annotation, cellular component: cytoplasm. The record is from RefSeq and is a predicted model, not a curated record. Gene Ontology annotation, molecular function: phosphomevalonate kinase activity. Lineage: Eukaryota; Metazoa; Chordata; Mammalia; Chiroptera; Miniopteridae. Gene Ontology annotation, biological process: cholesterol biosynthetic process; isopentenyl diphosphate biosynthetic process, mevalonate pathway.
AAGCCGCCCUGGGAAUGAGCCUUCUUUGCCUUCAGAUUUAAUUUGUUUGGACGUUAAUUACAUCGGGCGAAAGUGCGUAUGCGGGCUGGCAGCCCUCCGCAGAGCCGCGGGCAAGGCGCGGCGAGCGCUCUGCCUGUCGCCGCUCCACCUAGUGGCCUCAUCCAUUUGGCGCCGGCGGCCCAGUUUAAGGGCAGGGAGUAGUGUCGCCUUUAGGGGUCGCAAAGUGUGGGGGCCCCAUGGCCCCGCCGGGAGGAAGCCCUCGGCUGGUGCUGCUGUUCAGCGGGAAGAGGAAAUCCGGGAAGGACUUCGUGACCGAGGCGCUGCAGAGCAGACUUGGAGCUGACGUCUGUGCUGUCCUCCGGCUCUCCAGUCCACUCAAGGAGCAGUAUGCUCAGGGGACGCCAUUGAGGCUGAGAGGCUGGGGCGUAGACAUAAUAUGCCUUGGGCAGGAGCACAGCCUGGACUUCCAGAGACUCCUGGAUGCCAGCACCUACAAGGAGGCCUACCGGAGGGACAUGAUCCUUUGGGGCGAGAAGAAGCGCCAGGCUGACCCUGGCUUCUUCUGCAGGAAGAUUGUGGAGGGCGUCUCGCAGCCGGUCUGGCUGGUGAGUGACACACGGAGGAUGUCUGAUAUCCAGUGGUUCCGGGAAGCCUAUGGGGCUGUGACGCAGACAGUCCGCGUGGUGGCCUUGGAGCAAAGCCGACAGCAGCGGGGCUGGGUGUUCACACCAGGAGUGGACGAUGGUGAGUCAGAAUGUGGCCUGGACAACUUUGGGGACUUCGAUUGGGUCAUCGAGAACCAUGGAGAUGAGCAGCGCCUGGAGGAGCAGUUGGAGAACCUGGUAGAAUUUGUCCACUCCAGACUUUAGUUGUCAGGUUCUAGGAGCACCAGAAGCUGCUGGGAUCACCUGUUCCUGAUACUAGUUCCCUGGCUUUUCCAGUUAACCAGGUCUGAAAGUUUGGCAGUCAUCGUGGACUCCAUCAUCACAAUCACAAUGGACACAGCUAUCACCCUCAAAAGCUUCUCAUGUUUCCCUUUCUCUCACCUCUCCCUAACCCCUCACCCUUGUCCACAGGCAACCCCUGAUCUGCUUUCUGUCUCUGAAGAUUUUCAUUUUCAAUAAUUUUACAUAAGUGAAUCAUAUAGUAUAUAUUAUUUUGGGGGGUCUUAUUUCUUUCACUUAGCAUAAUUAUUUUGAGAUCCAUCCACAUUAUAUCAAGUAUUAGUAGUUUAUUUUUUUAUUGUGGUGUGGGGUAUGAAUAUUGCACAACUGUUUAUCCAUUCACCUGUUGAUGAACAUUUGGGUUGUUUCCAGUGUUUGGAUAUGACAAAUAAAGCAACUAUGAACAUGCAUGUACAA